Molecule: messenger RNA, 2146 nt
Organism: Mercenaria mercenaria
Lineage: Eukaryota; Metazoa; Mollusca; Bivalvia; Venerida; Veneridae
Product: transcription intermediary factor 1-alpha-like
Exons: 3
Coding region: 125-1903 (592 amino acids)
Molecular function (GO): zinc ion binding
Source: RefSeq, a predicted model, not a curated record
AGAUCGAGACACUUAAUGCAGAUGAAAUGAGCUUCACAGUAUUCAACUGGUAGCAACGGCGCGCUUAAGACCCAAUUUUAUUCAGUUUCAACAACAGCAUCAAGACAAAUCUCACCAGAGAAACAUGGCUGUCCCUGGUAAAAAAGUAUCAAAGAAAUUAUCUUCAACUCUGUCUCCAGGUUCUGAAGAAGAUUUCGAAGUUUUCUGUCAGCCAUGUGACAGAGAUGACCUCAGACUACCUGCUGCUGGUUACUGUGUAGAUUGUCAAGAGCACCUGUGUGACUCGUGCUUUAACACCCACAGAAGACCAAAACUACUUCGACAUCAUAAACUCCUAGAUAAAGACAACAUGCCACACACACAAAAUCUUUCUACAAUGUAUAGUUCUACUACUGUUGAACAGCCAGAUGAUCUUACAUCUCCUUGCUCUAAACACACAAAGGAAAUGAUCAAGUUCUACUGCCAUGACCAUAAAGCACUUCUAUGCAGUGUAUGUGUGACCCUUGACCAUACCCGUACAUCCUGCCAAGUUGAUUAUAUACCUGAUAUAUCUGGGCACACCAUCGACAGCACUGAGUUCAAAGAUACUCUUAAAGAGCUUGACAAAAUAACUGAAAAAUGUCAGAAGAUUACAGCAGGUCUAAAGCAAAUGGUUGCAAAAUCAAACACUUCUUUGAGAGAUGUUCUCGCAGAAAUAACAAAGUUUCGAGAAGAGAUCAACCGAAAAUUAGAUGAACUUGAAAAGGAAGCCUCAGAUGCAGCAAAUGCUCUAAAACGAGAGAAUGAAACAAGAUUGAAGACUACAGAAGAAACCUGUGACAGUAUGAUAAAAUCUCUUAAAGCAUCAUCUGAUAUGAUAAAACACCUCAACAAAACCAAGAAAGCAGACAGACUUUUCACUGAGCUUAAAAAUGCUGAGCAACUGCUCCAAGAUAAUGAAGAAAGAAUAUCCCAACUGAAAACUACUGGAGUUACAAAAGAAUAUACAUUUGAUCCAAAUCAAGCCAUUCAAACACUUCUUCAAAACGAGAAGUCACUUGGUACAUUAACAGCAAAAAUACUAAAACAGCCAAGUCCUCCUUCAACCCCAGCUUUAAAAUCAAGAACAAUUUCACAUCAUAAAAACAUCUGUGUCAAGACAUCAUCAGAUAAAUAUAAUUGUUAUAUAACAGGAAUUGCAGCUUCUUUUCCAAACCAAAUAUUUCUAGCAGAUUAUAACAAUCACUCAAUUAAAAUGGUAGACAUCAAUAGUAAAGCUGUUCAACAACUGAACCUAGAUUCAUGGCCAUGGGAUAUUAUCACAACCACCAGAGAUGAACUUGCUGUUACAAUGCCAGAUUACCAUACAAUACAGUUGAUAUCCUACUCCUCAAACAGACUCUCUAAGAAAAACACACUUAAAGUAGAUGGAAAGUGUUAUGGUAUCAGUUAUUGUCAGGGAAAACUUGCAGUAACAUUUCAGAUUCCUGCAAAACUGCAAAUCAUGGACUUGAAAGGCACUGUACUAACAACAGUCAUAACAAACUCAAAUGGUGAAAAUAUUUUCAGUGCACCAGAGUAUGUGACCACCAACAGCAAUGCUAUCUAUGUAUCUGACUAUGGAAUGAAAGCAGUUAUCUGGUUAAACUGGCAAGGAGAAAUAAUGGGUAGUUAUGAAGGAAUGGGAUUUCCAAAAGGUCUUGCCAUGUUAGACGAAGGAUCCUUCUUUGUGACUGAUAAGGAAAAAAACAAAAGGAACAUACUCAAUGUAAAUGGUGACUGUAAAAAGAGUACAACUGUACUGAAGGAUUUAGAUCGUCCAGCGGCUAUUUGCUGGUGUAAUGCAACCAAAACAAUUUAUGUCAGUAACUGGAGUGAUGACAAAAAAGAAAUGAACUUCAUUCAAAUCUACAAAAUGUCAUAACUUAGAGAACUGACUUUAUACUGAUACAGAAUCAAAGUGCAAACAACAUCAAAAUAAUGUAAAAGUCAUUUUUAGUUAAUCUUCAUAUAUUUGUAUUCUCAUUUAAAUUGCACAUAAAACAACAAGCUUGGAUAUACACCAGACUCAACUACUGAAAUAAUUUGCAAGCCAGAGUUUUAUCCAUCUGACUUCACAAUGUUAUGAAGGUGCAUAUAUAGGCUGGAAAUAAACAGAAGCAGUCAA